AUGCAGCGAUCCAGGGCAAAUGCUUCCUCUGCGGAACGAACAUCGAAGCGUACUACUAAGGUGCCCGUUUCUGAGCGAGCCUAUCGCUACCGCAAGGAGGCAGCAACCUUGUCUUUGCAGCGUCGACUUGAACAUCUGCAGACACAGAUUCAGAACCUAAAUCGGAUGUUCCAAGCGUACAACCAUCAAAUUGAAAGGUCCGGUAUAUUAUCUUUUGAUCCGGCUGUCGAACAGAAGCUGCAACAAUUACGCAAGCAGUUUCUUGCAAUUUCUGCUGCUGCAAAUUCAAGUAACAAGGGCAGCAGUGCAAUUCAAUUAGAUGACAUUGCAUCAACUAUGACCCAAGUGAGGAAACAGCGGAAGCACUCGCAGCAGUUAGAAGAUGAUCUUGAGUCGGCCACAUCAAGACCAGUCAAUGGUGGUCUCCAUCGAGCUCGUCCGAUCCCCUCGUUUAACAGUGCCUACCGCCAAGAAGACAAUCCACAAGGUAAAACAUCAGCCCAAAGUUAUUCGUCCUUACCAACACCUACCCUGCAUAUUGUCAACCGUUUAGAAUCAGUGCCAUGCGCGGUAGAUGACAGUACUUUCCUUAAUAUUCUGUGCCGCUCGCAUCUUGUAUCUUCUUCCACUGCCCCUUUCCGCGAGACGUCUUUUGAACGCCUGUUGCAUCGAGCCUGUCUGAAAAACGGAUAUAAUUUGUUGGUAGAUCCGACCUCCGAUCCAGACAAUGUGAGCCGGGUGUUCAGGCUCCCAUUGACUCUGUCCACCACGGAUUCCAUAGUUCAACAGGUGAAAGGUCUUCUGGAAGGUGGCUUAGACGAAGCCCUAGAGCUAUGGGGGUAUGCCUUUCUUCUUGCUAGGGGGCGCGGGGACUCACUAUCCUCGAAGGGAUCACGCAGGAAAACCUAUCCUUCCUCCAAAUGCCUUGCCGAGCCACAGUCCUUCCAGAGCGACCAUGACCUUCUGGCCGAUCUUGGCCUCAAUGGGGAGUGGCUUGAUUCACAUGAUGUGGAAGGUUAUCUCAAGGAGAAAGGUCUCUCCUUGAUGCGGAUACUGCAUUUUGCAGAGUUCCCCCACGUGGUUCCUCAACAGCAUUCCGGCCUUCCAACAUAA
Messenger RNA from Aspergillus novofumigatus IBT 16806, 1113 nucleotides. RefSeq lists its product as uncharacterized. The coding region runs from base 1 to 1113 and encodes 370 amino acids. The record is from RefSeq and is a predicted model, not a curated record. Gene Ontology annotation, biological process: regulation of DNA-templated transcription. Gene Ontology annotation, molecular function: DNA-binding transcription factor activity. Lineage: Eukaryota; Fungi; Ascomycota; Eurotiomycetes; Eurotiales; Aspergillaceae. The transcript is spliced from 3 exons.